Molecule: messenger RNA, 857 nt
Organism: Argentina anserina (silverweed cinquefoil)
Lineage: Eukaryota; Viridiplantae; Streptophyta; Magnoliopsida; Rosales; Rosaceae
Product: protein LIM1-like
Exons: 1
Coding region: 540-857 (105 amino acids)
Biological process (GO): systemic acquired resistance
Molecular function (GO): fatty acid binding
Source: RefSeq, a predicted model, not a curated record
AGAGCCCUAAUUGAUAUAAAUCAGAUAUUUCUGUGAAUUCUUGCUGACAGAUUGGCGAGGUGUCAAGCUUUUUGUUUGAAGCUUUAGCUUUGUAGAUUCAUACAUAUUUUGUUGGCUAGGCCUUCAGGGCAUCUUCCUUCAGUAAGGUUGGUUCAUAUUAAUAUUAGUCAAGUUAAAAUUAUGAGAAAAUUUGAAAUCGGUGGUUGUUUGGUUAAGUUCAAUGUUACUGGCACUUUUAAAAUGCAUAGAAGGGUUGCUGAACCAUUUUUUCAUAUAUAUUUGUUGAGACUUGAACAAAUUCAUAGGGUCAUGAAGGUCGUGUUUGACAACUGCUCUACUAGCACACAAAGUAUUUUUGCCCUAUUUCUGUUUAUACAUCAGAUCUGGAGCAGAGAUGGUAAUAAUGGCAUCAGGAGUGUGACCUCUGGGUAGGGUGGAAGUGCAAGGAGCAUGUACCUCAUUGAUCAUUUCCUAUAUAUUCAGUUUUUAGAUCCCUGUUUUCUGUAGCAUUUCAGCAUCAUUAGCAGUUAAAAUUGAAGAUGAGGCACACUAGAAGCUCCUUGGUUCUUGCAACUUUUGUGCUCCUGUUAGUGAUGUCAGGUUUGGGGGUGCAAGGUCAAAGCUCUACUUGUGGCGUUACUUUCUUUGCAUCAAUAAUUCAGCUAAUACCUUGUAGGCCAGCGGUGGUUCCUUUUAGCCCCAUCCCACCAAGUGAGACUUGCUGCACUGCACUCAAAGCUCUAGGCCAGCCCUGCCUCUGCACGCUCGUCAAUGGCCCUCCGAUCUCUGGCGUUGAUCGCAACAUGGCAAUUCAGCUCCCCGAGAAGUGCAGUGCCAACUUUGAACCAUGUAACUGA